Rubroshorea leprosula is the source of this 839-nucleotide messenger RNA. The record is from the annotation of a GenBank genome assembly. Lineage: Eukaryota; Viridiplantae; Streptophyta; Magnoliopsida; Malvales; Dipterocarpaceae.
AGAUCAGAAAGUUGCGUGUUCGAUUCACGUCGGGUUCAAACCCCCGAUCCAUGCGGAUCCUUCUUUUUUGGUUGUAAUUAUCACACAAAUUUAGGGGUAACUCCGUCGAUGUGAUGCACUUGUACACUUAUUUUUCACAAAAAAAAAAAAAAAAAAAAAAAAGCGCUCAUCUCCACAUGUUUCAUCACGGUUUCUACAAUUCUAUCCAUGGCUACGCUCUCCUUCUCCCUGAAUCUCUUUGGCCCAUCACCCUCUUCGUCUUCCUCAAAUCACUUCCCUCCUCAUUUCCCCACAGCCCAACCGGAAACUCCCAAAUUGUACCGUCGCGGGUGUAGUCGGAGAAAGCUCUUUUAUCAACCUACGAGGCUUAAUCUUCACCCGGUUUUGUUGCUCACUGGCCUAGAUAGGCCCUUAGAUACCCAGACUUUCCUCGCUACCAUCAGUGUUUUGGCGGCCAUUGCGCUCUCUCUUUUCCUGGGACUUAAGGGGGAUCCUGUACCAUGUGACCGCUGUGCAGGAAAUGGUGGCACAAAAUGUGUUUUUUGUGAAAAUGGCAAAAUGAAGCAAGAGACAGGCUUGAUUGAUUGUAGGGUAUGCAAAGGUGCAGGAUUGAUACUCUGUAAGAAGUGCGGAGGCUCUGGAUAUUCCAAACGUUUGUGACUUCUUCAGCAGCUUCCCCGGCCAUAACCUCAUAUAAAUUUUUAUCCUUAAGAUAGGUUCACUGAUGACACUUAAAUUCUUUUUCUAGUCCAUAUUUUUUGGCCUUCCUUCACCCAUUAAAUCUCCCCACCCUCUCUUGUAAUGAUCCUAAAGUAACUGAAUGAAAUUUGUAAAUUCUG